UAAAUAAUGAACUUUUUAUUCACUGGAAAACCAUUACCGCUUUUCUUCUACAAAGACCAUUUGCAAAUCAUUGCCAAAUCAACUUCUUCGACCGCUAAAAUCCGAUCUCCGGCCACAUUCAUGGCUCCCGAAGACGCUGUAGUCGUAGUGAACGGCUUGAACUUUGAGCAGAGGCACGGCAAGGAACGAGUGCGAGUGGCUCGGGUUUGGCGGACCAAAGGCGGCCGUCAUUUUAUUGUUGAAUGGAGCGUUGGCAUCAGUCUUCUCUCCGAUUGCGUCGCUGCAUACGUUAGCGACGAUAAUUCCGAUAUUGUUGCAACCGAUACUAUGAAGAACACUGUAUAUGCAAAAGCCAAGGAGUGUUCUGACCAAACUUCGGUGGAAGAUUUUGCAAUUUUUCUUGCCAAGCACUUCACGUUAUAUUACAAUCAGGUUACUACUACGAUAGUGAAGAUUGCAGAAAAGUCAUGGGAGCGUGUAUCUGUAAAUGGUCAACCACACAACCAUGGCUUCAAACUUGGAUCUGAGAAGCACACAACAGAGGUGAUAUUUAAGAAGUCAGGUGUUUUACAAGUGAGCUCUGGUAUUGAAGAACUAUCUUUGCUGAAGACAACUCAAUCAGGUUUUGAGCGAUUUCAUAGGGAUAAGUACACAGCUCUUCCUGAGACACGAGAGAGGAUAUUAGCCACCGAAGUAUCUGCUUUAUGGAGGUAUUCGUUUGAUUCUCUCUAUGAUAUCCCCAAAAACCAAGGUUACUUCACAGAAACAUACCUUGACGUGAAAAAAGUAUUAGUUGACACCUUCUUUGGUCCUCCGAAAGAGGGAGUUUAUAGCCCAUCUGUGCAAUACACUCUCUAUGAAAUGGCAAAGAAUGUCCUCAGCAGGUUCCAAGUUAUAUCAUCAGUGAAGCUGAAAAUGCCAAAUCUUCACUUCUUACCUGUCAACAUAUCAACAAAAGAUAAUCAGAGUAUCGUUAAGUUUGAGGAUGAUGUGUAUCUGCCAACAGAUGAACCGCAUGGAUCAAUUGAAGCUUCCUUGAGCCGCUUCUCUUCAAAGCUAUGAGGAAAUUAAAGCAUUUUCUUCUGCCUCCUUUUUUCCUCGGGUUGUUGUUGUGCCUUUUCCCUUUGUAGACAAAUAAGAAUGAGUUAUAAAUCUCAAUAAAAACUUUCCUGCUUGUAGAUUAAAAUAAUUAUGGAAAAAAAAAAACGUAAAAAUGUUUACUUAAAUUUGAAUGUUGGUCAUGGUUAGGUUCUUGCAUCAUGGAUACUCUGUUUUGUGUAAUGUGUACACUAUUAAUACAACUUUUUCUUCUAUCCCAAAGGGGUUUGUUUCUUUGUA
Molecule: messenger RNA, 1338 nt
Organism: Cucumis sativus (cucumber)
Lineage: Eukaryota; Viridiplantae; Streptophyta; Magnoliopsida; Cucurbitales; Cucurbitaceae
Product: uricase-2
Exons: 8
Coding region: 7-1062 (351 amino acids)
Biological process (GO): purine nucleobase catabolic process; urate catabolic process
Cellular component (GO): peroxisome
Molecular function (GO): urate oxidase activity
Source: RefSeq, a predicted model, not a curated record